Messenger RNA from Mytilinidion resinicola, 1900 nucleotides. RefSeq names its product aldehyde dehydrogenase. Lineage: Eukaryota; Fungi; Ascomycota; Dothideomycetes; Mytilinidiales; Mytilinidiaceae. The record is from RefSeq and is a predicted model, not a curated record. The transcript has a single exon. Gene Ontology annotation, molecular function: aldehyde dehydrogenase (NAD+) activity. Bases 286 to 1797 code for a protein of 503 amino acids.
AAGCAUCUCCGUUAUCAAAGUUGAAGCUUCGGAAAGCUAUCGUCGGCGGGCGUGCAUCAAAGCUCCUGCGUAGACGGCAUUUCUGGCGGCAUAUUCCCUCUCAGCUGUCGACGAGUACGUAGGAAAGGGCGUCAGCACCUUCAACCAUCGGACUUUCUACGGAGUCUACUCUAAACGUCGCGAGUGCUUAGGAAGGCUCGGGAGUAGCAAGACCGUACUCACCUGCCAGCAUUUAGCUCUAGACUCCCUUCUCUAAAAACGGCGACCCGAUCAUACGAUUCCAAUAUGGUGUCUCUACCUUAUCCCCCUCGCUCCCUCUACUACGAUGGCAAGCCACAAUCGGCCAAUUCGGGCAAAUCAUCUCAGAACAUAGAUCCAUCAACGUCUCUGCCAAUUGCAGAGAUCCACUCGGCUUCCCACUCGGAUGUUGAUGCUGCAGUCGCCUCUGCCACAAAGGCAUUCCCUUCAUGGUCCCAAACACCCGCUAUCCAACGCUCUCGCAUCCUCCUCAAAGCCGCCUCCAUCCUCCGCGAACGAAACGACGAACUAGCAGCAAUCGAAACGAAGGAUACGGGCAAAGCUUUUUCUGAAACGUCAGCUGUCGACGUCGUCACAGGCGCCGAUGUCCUCGAAUACUUUGCGAACCUGGUGGGAGGCGGAGGAUUGAACGGAGAGACCAUACAGCUGCGGCCAGAUGCAUGGGCGUAUACCAAGAAAGAGGCCCUAGGAGCCUGCGUCGGAAUUGGAGCCUGGAACUAUCCUAUCCAAAUUGCGUUAUGGAAGAGCGCGCCGUGUCUAGCGGCAGGCAAUACCAUGGUCUACAAACCCUCCGAGUUUACACCGCUACACUCGACUCUACUAGCAGAGAUAUACACAGCCGCUGGGGUGCCUCCCGGAGUGUUCAAUGUGGUCCAGGGAGGUGGGGAUGUCGGAGCAUAUUUGACCUCGCAUCCUGAUGUCGCCAAAGUCAGCUUCACAGGACAGGUCAGCACCGGAGCGAAGGUAGCAGCAUCUGCAGCGGGAGGAAUGAAGUACGUGACCAUGGAACUAGGCGGCAAAUCUGCUUGCGUUGUUCUUCCCGACGCAGACAUCGAACAAGCAGUCGACGGGGCCAUGAUGGCAAACUUCUACUCCUCCGGGCAGGUCUGUACCAACGGAACGAGGGUGUUUGUGCAUGAAAGCAUGAAGGAAAAAUUCGAGGAGGUCCUAUUGCAGAGGAUGCAGUACAUUCGACCUGGAGAUCUCAUGGACAUGAACACGAACUUCGGACCUUUGGUUAGCAAGCCACAUUAUGAGAAAGUCCUCAGCUACAUGAAGCACGGAAUCGAAGAGGACAAGGCAACGCUACUUUACGGCGGACCUGGGAAGCCAGAAUGGCUAGCAUCUGCCAAAGAUGAGGUCAAGAAUGGGUUCUGGGUCCAGCCAACGGUCUUCACGAAUUGUAAGGACAGCAUGCGCAUCGUAAAGGAAGAGAUAUUCGGUCCUGUCAUGUCCAUUCUGCCUUACAAGACUGUGGAGGAAGUGGUUGAGCGUGCGAACAACACAUCCCUGGGCCUAGCAGCCGGGGUAUUCACUAAGGACCUAAAUCUGGCCCACAAGGUCGUUGCACAAUUGCAGGCCGGGAUAACCUGGGUCAACACUUGGGGUGAAAGCCCAGCAGAGAUGAGCGUGGGUGGGUGGAAGUUAAGCGGAGUAGGCGUCGAGAACGGAAGGCGAGGCAUCGAGGCAUGGGUCAGGAACAAGAGCACUUUAGUUGAGAUGAGUGGGGAGGUGCCUACAGUCUUCGCCAAAUUGUAGUAGCUCCAAAGUUAUAAAUGUACAUAUAUAUUACACGUGAUACUCACAUGAUCGGACUAGCCGCUGCUGCCUGCACCUCCGACCUCACCUCAUAUGCAUGCAU